Molecule: messenger RNA, 1542 nt
Organism: Aspergillus puulaauensis
Lineage: Eukaryota; Fungi; Ascomycota; Eurotiomycetes; Eurotiales; Aspergillaceae
Exons: 6
Coding region: 1-1542 (513 amino acids)
Molecular function (GO): oxidoreductase activity, acting on paired donors, with incorporation or reduction of molecular oxygen; iron ion binding; heme binding
Source: RefSeq, a predicted model, not a curated record
AUGGCCUUUCUAUCACUACUCCUCAAAGGGAUUGUAGCGCCGAUUCUUGCACUUACAGUAUACAUUCUAUUCAACGACUUGUUGAGAUGGAAAAGCCGAAUCAAUGGCCUAAAGGGCCCUAAAGGUCUUCCGCUUAUUGGAAAUCUACUUGAUAUCAACAGGACAUUCUCCGCUGAGAAAUACAGACAAUGGUCUCUGGAAUACGGUCCAGUCUACCAAGUCCAACUAGGCAACUCCCCCGUUGUCAUCGUCAACGAAACAGAGGAGGCAAAGGCCCUGCUUCUCAACCAGAGCUCUGCAUUCAUUUCCAGACCUGUCUUUCACGUCUUGCACAAGGUUGUCAGCAAGAACGUCGCGAGUAUUGGCACGUCUCCUUGGAACGAGAGUUGCAAAUCGCGGAGGAAGGUUGCUGCAGGGGCGCUGAACCGGCCGAAGGUUCAGUCGUAUGAGCCUAUUAUAUUGAGAGAAACCGAUGACUUUAUCAAGGCUCUGGCUUUGGAAUCGUCAGGCGGUGCUGUCGAUGCCGAUUUCACGGCUGCAGUUCAUCGUCUCUCGUUGAACACGGUGAUGACCCUGAACUAUGGGAUACGAAUCGCAAAAACAACCGAUCUCAAAGACGACGCCUUCUACGCCGAAGUCGUCGAAGUCGAAAACGAGAUAUCAAAGCUCCGCUCAACAUCCAGGAACCUAGCAAAUUACAUCCCCCUUCUUCGCUUCCUUGAGCCCAUCUUCUGGAGAAAGUCCGCUGCCCACUCUGCUGCGGUUGGGAACCGUCGGGUCGCGUAUAACAAUGAACUCCUCCGCCGGUUGCAAGAUGCGGUUAAUCGCGAUGCCGAAGUGCCCUGUAUCCAGGGUAAUGUCUUGCGGGACCCUGAGGCCGUCGGUCUAUCCAAUAAUGAGCUUCUCAGUAUCAGCUUCAGUAUGAUGGCAGGCGCAGAUAGCACGCAGCCAACAAUCGGCUGGGCUUUCCUAUUACUCGCCCACCGGCAAGAUAUCCAGGCUCUUGCAUUCAAUGAGUUACAGAAAGCUACAGGAUCCAACUAUGACCCGGCGGAAACGAAAGACGUCGACUAUAUCCUGGCCCUGGUCAAGGAAGUGCUCCGUUUCUAUACGCCCUUACCGUUAUCCAUGCCGCGAGAAACCACCGCUCCUGUUCAGUAUAAAGACGCCGUAAUACCCUCUGGAACCAUGGUUUUCUUGAAUGCGUGGGCUUGUAACCACGACCCAACUCUCUUCUCAAACCCCUGGGAAUUCAACCCCGAGCGAUGGCUAGACAACUCCGAAAAACACGCGCACCAAUUCGCGUUCGGAUACGGGUCCCGGAUGUGUGUAGCCUCGCAUUUAGCCACGCGGCUGGUCUAUACAGUGCUGUACCAUACCAUUGCCAAUUUCGAGAUUCAUCCUGCGUCGGACGCAGCUGAGGAUGAAGUGGAUGCUGUCAAAGGGAUCAAGGAUCCUACUGCGUUGAGUGCUAAUCCAAGGGGGAGUAGGGCUCGGUUUGUUACUCGGGAGACAGGGGCCGAUCUAAAUUCAAAAAGCUGA